CGCUUUUGCAGUGGUUGGGUAGUUGUGAGUUUGAAAUGCCUGAGCCGGCUAAGUCUGCUCCUGCCCCCAAGAAGGGCUCCAAGAAGGCGGUCACCAAGACCCAGAAGAAGGGCGACAAGAAGCGCAAGAAGAGCCGCAAGGAGAGCUACUCGAUCUACGUGUACAAGGUGCUGAAGCAGGUGCACCCCGACACGGGCAUCUCGUCCAAGGCCAUGGGCAUCAUGAACUCGUUCGUCAACGACAUCUUCGAGCGCAUCGCCGGCGAGGCGUCGCGCCUGGCGCACUACAACAAGCGCUCGACCAUCACGUCGCGGGAGAUCCAGACGGCCGUGCGGCUGCUGCUGCCCGGCGAGCUGGCCAAGCACGCGGUCUCCGAGGGCACCAAGGCGGUCACCAAGUACACCAGCUCCAAGUGAGACUCCAUUCCCUUCCCUCUUCCUCCCCUAAGUCUUUGUCUUGUUUGCACCCUUCCCGUUCAUCACAUCCCAAUCAAUACCUCUCCGUUCGGGUUUUAAGAGUUCAUGCAAACCGAAGGGACAAGAGUGCUUUUUUACAUCUCACAUUGCUGACAGAGACUCGUAUCUGUUUUAUUGAUCAUUUAAACUCCAUCAACGGUGCUUUAGCUGCAAUAUCGACAUCAGCCUCUUGAGGGUGCCUCAGUCCCAACUGUUACAGUUGAAGCGAGGUGUGUCCGCGGUGCAUGAGUGUAAAAGAAUUUUCUUAUUUUACACUUUCCAAUAAACUGUCACUAUAGACCAA
Lagopus muta (rock ptarmigan) is the source of this 759-nucleotide messenger RNA. RefSeq names its product histone H2B 1/2/3/4/6. Gene Ontology annotation, molecular function: structural constituent of chromatin; protein heterodimerization activity; DNA binding. The record is from RefSeq and is a predicted model, not a curated record. Gene Ontology annotation, cellular component: nucleosome. NCBI's taxonomy places the organism in Eukaryota, Metazoa, Chordata, Aves, Galliformes, Phasianidae. The transcript is spliced from 2 exons. Bases 36 to 416 code for a protein of 126 amino acids.